This is a messenger RNA of Schistocerca serialis cubense, 684 nucleotides long. Its product is annotated as putative gustatory receptor 2a. Bases 1 to 684 code for a protein of 227 amino acids. Gene Ontology annotation, biological process: sensory perception of taste. Lineage: Eukaryota; Metazoa; Arthropoda; Insecta; Orthoptera; Acrididae. The transcript has a single exon. Gene Ontology annotation, cellular component: axon; dendrite; neuronal cell body. The record is from RefSeq and is a predicted model, not a curated record.
AUGCCGAAAGUGAUCAUCUACUUCUCUUUGGGAACAUACUCACUGCUGUGGCACGUGCAGUUCUUUGGCACCGUGCUGCUGGUGAGAGACCGCAUGGGAGCCAUCAACACCCUACUGCUGGCAGCUGUGCGGCCGCCACUGGGGUCCGAAGCAGAGCUGGAGGAGCUGGUGACGCAGCCCUCAUUGGCCGGGAGGGCGCUGGUGGCUGAGGACGAUCUGCUGCGACUGCAGCGCGCCACGCUGGCUCUGCACCGAACUGCCCGGCUCUGCAGGCGGCACUUCGGGCCUGCACUGCUGUUGGCCGUCCUCAGGAGCUUCGCCUCGGUGGUCUCCUUGUCCUACGCAGUCCUAGAGACGGGGAGGCGGUCUCAGAUACCUGAGAGGGUGAGGCUGCCACUGGUGGCUGGUCUCUCCUGCUGGCUGGGACUGUCCUUGAGCCACGCCCUCCUGGCUUGCUGGGUCUGCUCUUCCGCUGCGGAACGCGCCGCCACAGUUGGGCUCAGGAUGGCCAGGGUUCGCCUGCUGGUACGGUCUUCUGGCUCGUCGGGAGUUCUGCAGCUUCCAGUCGACAGAUUGCAUUUUUCCGCUGCUGGAUUCUUCGACAUUGACCUGCCCCUCUUUGUGUCCAUUACCACCGCUGCUGUAGCCUACCUUGUAGUUCUUAUACAGUUUUCUGCAAUGUAA